Trichechus manatus latirostris (Florida manatee) is the source of this 5291-nucleotide messenger RNA. It is a transcript of the gene TRIM68, whose product is annotated as tripartite motif containing 68. The transcript has 6 exons. Gene Ontology annotation, molecular function: zinc ion binding; protein binding; ubiquitin protein ligase activity. Bases 2602 to 4059 code for a protein of 485 amino acids. Gene Ontology annotation, biological process: protein ubiquitination. The record is from RefSeq and is a predicted model, not a curated record. NCBI's taxonomy places the organism in Eukaryota, Metazoa, Chordata, Mammalia, Sirenia, Trichechidae. Gene Ontology annotation, cellular component: cytoplasm.
ACAAAUUGCCACAAAUUUAGUGUUUUAAAACAACACAGAUUUAUUACCAUACUGUUCUGUGUGUUAAAAGUCCAACACAGGUUUCACUGGACCAAAAUCCAGAGGUGCAUUCUAUGAAGGCUUCAGGGAAGAAUCUGUUUUUAUGCCUUCUCCUGCUUCCAGGGGCCACCUGCAUUCCUUGACUUGUGACCCCUUUCUCCAUCUUUAAGCCAGCAAUGGCAAAUCAAGUGCUCCUCACAUCACAUUACUCUGACCCUGCAUCUUUCAUCAUAUCUUUCUCUGACUGAAUUCUUCUGCCUCCUUCCUUUAAAGACCUGUGUGAUUGUAUCAGCUCACCUGGCUGAUCUAAGGUAGCCUCUCCAUCUUAAGGUCAGCUGAUUAGCAACCUUAAUUCCAUCCGCAGCCUUAAUUCUCUUUUGCUGCGUAACAUAAUACAUUCUCAGGCUCAAGGAGUUAGAACACAGACAUGUUUGGGAAGAGUUGGGGGGCAGGCAUUAUUCUGCCUGCCACAGAAGGGGAACUCACUUGCGCUUAAUCUGUCACCUUUGCUUCAGAGAAGAGGCAACAGAAACCCAGAAAAAGCACCCAGCCUCCAUCUCUUAAAUCCAGGGCUCUCUGGAUUUAGUGAACUGAAAGCUCUUUGUAAAGCACCCAACACGGCAUCCACAGUCACAGUCUGUGGGGCAGGGAGCUGUAGAGCAACCCUGGGGCAGGAUGCAGAAGUCCAGAGAAGGUAAGUCUUCCAGCAUCAGGAUAGGCAGGAACCCCACUCAAGGCAGGCAGAAUUUGACUUGGGAGAAAAAAUCAAAAACAUCAUACCAUGGAUAAGAAAGACAGCAGGGCAGAUCAUUUCCAGCUGGGAGAAAAGCAGGAACCCAGGUGGGGUGGGAUAAAUGAACAUGGAGUAUACAGGGAAGUGUGGAAGCUUCUCUCUUUGCUUGGCUGAGCAUAGGUGCUAUUUUGAGUUUGAAGGGAGAAUGAUUUUUGUAGGACCUCUGUGAUACCGAAUGUGCGAAAUUUGGGUUGGGUGCUGGGGAGCCAGGUUAGGCUCUUGAGUAGGUUAGUGAUUCAGCAGGCCUAGGGUACUCAAUCCCACAGUUUGGUAGUGAUAAUAAGAAGAGGAGAAACAAGAGACAGGCCAGUUGAGAAGGUAUGACCUGCAGAUGGCCUGUAACAGAGAGUUCUGUAAGAUCAAAUUACUGCCCCAUCUUCUUCAAGAAACCCUGCUAGACUAGCCUAAACUACAGUGAUUUCUCUCUCCUCGUGAAUUUUUAUUAUACCUUGAAGCUUAGAGAUGUUAAGUAAUUUUCCCCAGAUAAAAUGGUGGAGCCCAAGACCAAGCAUCUGUAAAAUAAGAAUAAUGGUUUCUACCUAGGGUUGUGAAAUAAAUUGAGUUAAUCCAUAUACACGUAGUGUAAGUGCUCAAGGAAUGAUAGCUAUUGAUAUUAGUGUAUGAUACUGCUCACAAUUACCUAACAGAAAUUAUAAAAGCAUUUUGUGGUUUAGGACCUAUUUCAUGUGUCAAGCUGGUUUAUUCAUUCAACAAAUAUUUAUUCAGCACUAACUACAUGACAGGCACUGUUCUAGGUGCUAAGGAUAUAGCAGUGCUUAAGCCAACGUGGCUCUUCCCAUUCAGACUCUAGCUGGUAAGACAGACUUGCAACGUGAACAAAUAAAUACUGAUAGGUGAGCAAAGAGCCUGCCAUUGACCACUCAAGUUCCAUACCUGUAUGUAUAGCUUUGGCAAAAAUCUCAGGUUUCUUGCUAGAGUAGUGACUUCAUCAGUAUGGGUUUGAUAAUCAUUAGAUGUGCUUUAUUUUUUGUUUUGGUUUGGUUUUCUUGUAAAGGAUGUUGUUUCAUCUCUGUUUCUAACAAGCACUGACAUCUCUGUUUCUAACAAGCACUGAAGGCUGAGGAGAGUGUCGUGGUAUCUUGAUGAAUCAUGUAAAUAAUAACUGUAUUAGUGUUGGAUAAGUGGGCAGGAGUUCAAAGGGUGUGGGGAAAGUACUGCUGUUUCCCUUAUAUUUUAAACUUCAGUGUGCAACACAAGAAAACAAAUCGUGCUUAUAGUUGCACAUAUAGGGCUUCUUGUAUAUUACCUUUUCUGCACCUUCAAUUAUAUAAAUGAGCAUAUUAACAUACCAGAGAAUGGGACUGGAGACAUUUCUGGCCUUAUUUAGGACACUGAAACACCACACUUUAUGUGACCUUACCCAAGUUUAAGAGACACAAUUCUGAGUUGGAGAGCAUGUUGAGCUGGAGUGGAAUGAACUGGUGGAGCAAACCCUUAGGAGAGUCAGAGAUGACCAAAUGAAUGAAAACUGAAAACACCUGACUUCCACUCGCUUAGAUAUCCCCAGAUGUCCUUUCUGUGGUAUGAGUCAUGUUGCCCAGUCAAAACUUCAGUUGAGAAGGCCAGUGCUUAUUAAAUAAGGUUAAUACAGGAUUCAAAGGAAGUUGUUUAUUUAGUCACUGUCCUUUUUACUGGUCUGUCUGUUCUUGUGUUACCUUUUUCUCUUAUUUGUUUUUCUUUUCCUCUUCCCAAGCCUUCACUACCUCUCCCUGGUUUUACUUGUUCUGAGGAGGUUGUAAGAAGGAACCAUGGAUCCUGCAGCUUUGGUGGAAGCCAUUGUGGAAGAAGUGGCUUGUCCCAUCUGCAUGACCUUCCUGAAGGAGCCUGUGAACAUCGACUGUGGUCACAGUUUCUGCCACAGCUGUCUCUCUGGACUCUGGGAGGUCCCAGGAGAAUCCCAGAACUGGAGUUACACCUGUCCACUGUGCCGGGCUCCUGUCCAGCCUAGGAACCUGCGGCCUAAUUGGCAGCUGGCCAAUGUUGUGGAAAAAGUCCGUUUGCUAGGGCUUCACCCAGGAAUGGGACUGAAGGGUGAUAUAUGUGAGCUCCACAGGGAAUGGCUUAAGUUGUUCUGCAAAGAAGAUGGCCUAAUGAUGUGUGAGGCCUGCAGCCAGUCCCCAGAGCAUGAGACCCACAGUGUUGUGCCCAUGGAGGAUGUCGCCUGGGAGUAUAAGUGGAAACUCCAUGAGACUCUGGAACAUCUAAGGAAAGAGCAAGAAGAGGCUUGGAAGCUGGAAGUUGGCGAGAGGAAACGAACUGCCAACUGGAAGAUACAAGUGGAAACUCGAAAACAGAGUAUCAUUUGGGAGUUUGAGAAAUGUCGGCGAUUACUGAAGAAAAAACAGACACCAAGUCAGCAGCUAGAGGUGGAGGCGGCCGCAGCUCUGGCCAGCCUAGAGCAGGAGGAGGGAGAAACUAUGCAGAAACUGGAGUUGAAUCGUAAUAAGCUAGUCCAGCAGAGCGGGGUGCUAUGGAGGAUGAUUGCAGAGCUAGAAGAGAGGUCUCAGAGGCCUGUCCGGUGGAUGCUUCAGGGUAUUCAGGAAGUCUUAAACAGGAGCAAGACCUGGAGCCUACAGCGGCCAGAACCAGUCUCCCUGGAGCUGAAGACAGAGUGCCGUGUACUGGGACUAAGAGAGAUCCUGAAGACAUAUGCAGCUGAUGUGUGCCUGGAUCCAGACACUGCUUACUCCCGCCUCAUUGUGUCCAAGGACAGAAAAAGCGUGUGCUAUGGAGACACCAAGCAGAAACUGCCUGACAAUCCUGAGAGAUUUUACCGCUACAAUAUUGUCCUGGGCAGCCAGUGCAUCUCCUCAGGCCAGCACUACUGGGAAGUGGAAGUGGGAAACCGGUCGGAAUGGGGCCUAGGAGUGUGCAAGGAAAACGUAGACCGCAAGGAGGUAGUCUAUUUAUCCCCCCACUAUGGAUUCUGGGUGAUAAGGCUGAGGAAGGGAAAUGAGUACCGAGCAGGCACUGAUGAAUACCCCCUCCUGUCCUUGUCAGUACCUCCACGCCGGGUAGGGAUCUUCCUGGAUUACGAGGGCCAUGAUAUCUCCUUCUACAAUGUGACUGACAAUGGCUCCCACAUUUUCACUUUCCCCCACUACCCUUUCCCUGGGCGCCUCCUGCCCUACUUUAGUCCUUGCUACAGCAUUGGAGCCAACAACACUGCUCCUCUGACCAUCUGCAACCUGGAUGGGGAAGACUAAGACAGUCACCAUCCUAACCAGAGACCUUGGAACUUUGCCUGACCCACAGCAGUCUUGGAGAACUCUGCCACUGACAAGUGUCCCUUAAACUGAGCUGAGCCUAAAAUCUAGGGAUUCCUCUGCCUGAUCCAGUGUUCUCUUGCUUUUAGGAUGAAGUCUGUCACUAAACUACUCAUGUAAACAAGUUGUGGCUGAUGGUGUGGAUCAGAGCAGUUCUAAGAUACUUUGUUGGUGUAAGGGUCAGGGAUUUGUCCAUUCUGUAAUUCAUGCCCCUCUCUCCUGGUCCCUAUCCAGUGCCAUAGUUAGUCAUUGAGGAUGAUGAAGUUGAUACAACCUCCAGGAAACCCGUUGGAUAGGAUUUUUUUAACCAACAAGCUAAAGGAAUAUUGUCUAUAUUCAGAGCUGGUUGCUGUGCUCAUACCAGUCAGAGGAUGCUUCACCUGAGCUUUGCUACUACUGACCAAACAAUAUUUGACUCUAGCUCUCUGACUUCCUGACUAGAUAAGCGCAGUGCAGCGAAGAAUAUAGGACUUCUCCAGGCCCCAGUCUGAGCACCAGCUGGACAAAUCAUUUUGUGUGAGACUCUAAGGAGACCUGUUUCCUAGUCCUGCCUCUUUCUCUAAAUGGCAGGAUCAGAAAACCUGUGAGCCUUAGGUUUUGAUUUUCACUUUAUGGAUGAGGAAACUGGAAUGACCUUAAGGCAGGAAAUUGUUUUUCACAAAGCUGUUAAAGAUGAUUAUAAAGCAUUCUCCACAUUCAGAUAAAAUAAGAUAGGCAAAUUCUCUUCUUAGGUCACAUAUCUGCAUGUCAUUCAUUACAUUUGAGUCUCAAACAUCUCAUGUUUGAAAGCUCUUAAGUUUCCUCAUUGGAAAAAUGAAUAUAAUAACUGCAUACUCCCCUACCUCACAGGGUUGAUGUGUGGAUCACAGAUUUAUCCUAUACUUCUGCUCCUUUCUCAGGGAUAGAGGAAGACAAACCAUGGAUCUUGAAUGUGGUAACCUUCUCAUCUCCCCAUUGUAUAGUCAGCAUCUUCACAGCAGUGCCUUUGUUCCCUAGGGCCUGUCCUGACAGUCCAGAGCCCUUUAGACAAAAAGGUACCCAUACCAGUGGCAGACCCCGGGCUACAGUGGUAUAUUGUGCAUCUGAUUAUAUGUGUUUGUCUUUGGACUAGAAUGGGGACUGUAACCCCAGGGAAGAGAACAAAAAUAAUAAAAUGGGAAGAGGAAAAGAAA